Carassius gibelio (silver crucian carp) is the source of this 4275-nucleotide messenger RNA. RefSeq names its product potassium voltage-gated channel subfamily A member 1-like. NCBI's taxonomy places the organism in Eukaryota, Metazoa, Chordata, Actinopteri, Cypriniformes, Cyprinidae. The transcript is spliced from 2 exons. Gene Ontology annotation, cellular component: neuronal cell body; juxtaparanode region of axon; dendrite. The record is from RefSeq and is a predicted model, not a curated record. Gene Ontology annotation, biological process: potassium ion transmembrane transport; protein homooligomerization. Bases 365 to 1846 code for a protein of 493 amino acids. Gene Ontology annotation, molecular function: delayed rectifier potassium channel activity; protein binding.
UGUUCUGCUGCACGGGUUUGAGGAGCACUGCAAGUUUGCUGUGGUCUGAAGGCAGUAGGAUGGUUAUCAAGGAUGUAUUAUAUUCUUGCUGUAUGAAUGUGAGGCUGUUAUGUGAGAUCUAUCUUAAUAACACGCAAGAGAUUUUGCACUUAUCUUUCCUGCACUGCUCCUCAAUCUGACUGCCCACGUGAAGAUACAAAGUAGGCGCAGUGCUCCACUGGACAUGGAGAUGGUCGACGUUUGGUGGAACAUGAGGCUGGAUGUCUUGUUGGGUCAUUGACUUUUGAAGCUGCAGGGUGUUGGAUGUGUACUCAACCCACCUGAAUAUCCACUGCCAUCCAGUACUGCGAGUUUGAUCUCCAGGAUGACUGUGGUGGUUGCUGGAGAUAACAUGGACGAGACAUCCUCCACUCUGCAGGGGCAACCACAGGACUCACAGUAUUCCCCCGAGUGCUGCGAACGAGUUGUUAUCAACAUCUCAGGGCUGCGUUUUGAGACACAACUGAAGACGCUCCACCAGUUCCCUGACACACUACUGGGAAACCCCAAGAAAAGGAUGCGCUACUUUGACCCUUUAAGGAACGAGUACUUCUUUGACAGAAACCGUCCGAGCUUUGAUGCAAUCCUCUACUACUACCAGUCAGGGGGAAGGUUAAGAAGACCCGUCAAUGUACCUUUGGAUAUGUUCUCAGAGGAAAUUAAGUUCUAUGAACUUGGAGAAGAAGCUAUGGAAAAAUUUCGAGAGGAUGAGGGCUUUAUUCGUGAGGAAGAGCGGCCCCUGCCAGAGAAUGAGUUUCAGAGACAGGUUUGGCUGCUAUUCGAGCAUCCCGAGAGCUCAGGCCCUGCCAGGGGGAUCGCGAUAGUGUCCGUCAUGGUUAUUCUCAUUUCUAUUGUGAUAUUUUGCUUGGAGACUUUACCAGAGUUGAAGGAGGAUCCACACGGACGGCUCCAGGUGAUAGGCAACAGCACGUUCUACUUCAAACACAAUAUUCUUACUGAUCCAUUUUUUGUUGUGGAGACACUCUGCAUCAUCUGGUUUACUUUUGAGUUGAUUGUCCGUUUCUUCGCUUGCCCAAGUAAACCUGUCUUCUUCAAAAACAUGAUGAACACGAUCGAUAUGGUGUCCAUCAUUCCAUAUUUCAUAACGCUCGGAACAGAGCUGGCGGAAGACCCCGAAGGUGGAAAGGAGGCAAAGGGUGGAGGAGAGCAGGCCACAUCUCUGGCCAUUCUCAGGGUUAUCCGCUUGGUCAGGGUGUUUCGGAUAUUUAAGCUGUCCAGACACUCCAAGGGGCUUCAGAUCUUGGGCCAGACUUUGAAAGCCAGCAUGCGCGAGCUGGGUCUUCUCAUCUUUUUUCUUUUCAUUGGCGUCAUCCUGUUUUCCAGUGCAGUGUUUUUCGCUGAGGCUGAGGAAAAGGAUUCGUUCUUCACAAGUAUCCCAGAUGCCUUUUGGUGGGCAGUGGUUUCGAUGACAACCGUGGGGUAUGGAGACAUGUACCCCAUUACCAUUGGGGGCAAGAUAGUAGGCUCUCUAUGUGCCAUUGCCGGAGUGCUAACUAUCGCGCUUCCAGUGCCUGUGAUUGUGUCCAACUUUAACUAUUUCUAUCACAGAGAAACCGAAGGUGAUGAACAGGCACAGCUCCUCACGGUGAGCAAUCCGAACAUCGCGUCUGAUUCUAACUCCAGUCGUCGCAGCUCAUCUGCUGUCAGCAAGUCAGAAUACAUGGAGAUUGACGACGACCUAAAUAACAGCAUUGAUAAUUUUCGCGAGGCAAACCUGCGAACUGGAAACUGCACAGUUGUGAAUCAGAAUUGUGUAAAUAAGGGGAAGCGUCUCACGGAUGUAUAGAUUUCCAGUGUGCCCCGGCUGUAUAUAGUGUACUCUUUUCAUAUAUCAGAGUGCUUUAACAAGGCCUCUGAUAAUGUGUUAGUUUCAUUGCAUAUGCUCUCUCAAGUCCACAAGAGUUGCUUUGAUUCUGUCUGAAGAAUGGUAGUUUAAAAUCUGCCUAUGAAUACCAAAUAUUGAAUAAUUAAAAGACAGAAUAACUAUUAUAUGUACUUGGGCUAGAGUAUUGCAUAUGAGAGUCUUUUUCAUUUUUCAUCAAGUUAUUCAGUGACUUUGCAAAAAUAAGAUCAGCGUGAAGAACUAAUACUUUCUUGUCCCAUAUGUUGACCAUUUAUUUAUUUGCUCAUUGUAGGUUAUUGUAAACCAUAUACAAACUGAAUGUUGACUAAUUAUGCAGAUCAUGGCAUGUUUUAUGAAACGUUGAGGUCUGUUUGAUAUGGUACUAUGUAUCCUGCUUUAAUUAAUACGUGAUAUAAAUACAAACUUCAUCACGUAUAGCCAAGCCGACAACCACUGCCCAAUAAAAAAGCACAACUUUCUUUAAAAUCUUUAAAAACAAAGUAUUUCAAGUCAGUUCCAGACAGUAUUACAUUUUAAAAGUAUGACUUUAUUUGUUAAAGCUUUUUAAAUGUAAAUAUUAAGUUCUUAAUUAUUCAUAAGAUCUCUUUAUCUAUAUUAAAUAAUUGUAGUUAUUAUAUAUUAUACUUAAUACAUUACAAUUGCAUAUUUAAUACUUAUUAUUUAAAUGAAUAAUUUAAUAGUGCCUUCAGUCCUCUAACUGGCAUAGAGUGUCUCAACAUGCAAUAGUUACUGUAGAACAUUUGCAUCUCUAAUCACACAUGAUGUGUCGAGGGAUAUUCCAGGACCACUGGGGUUGAAUUUCAGGAAACGGUCCCUCAGCAUCCUUGUACAUACAAUAGAAGUUAAUCUAGCUGGAUCAGGCAUUGCUUUACAAAGAAAUGUGAGACAUGCAGUGUUUUUUUAUUUUAAAUUUUUUGUCUUUAUGUAUUCUUUUGUAAUGGCUUCAUUUUGUUCAUUGGUUUCUUUGGAUCUACCUCAGUGUGGUCAUGCAUAAUAUGCUUGUGAAUGCAAACUUCAUAUCCUCUGAAAUUAUGGGAGUGUGGGAGGGGGUUUGGUUGGUUAAUGAGUAUGCAAUGGAUGAGAAACCAUUUAUUUCAAAAUAAGAGUUCAUAAAAUGAUCAUUACAAAGUUCAAAAAGUGAUGCUAAGCACAAGCGCUAAUAGUGCUAUAUAAUAUGCACAGGUCUGCAUCAGGGACUGUAACUGUAGAAACUGCCAUUACUUUUAAUAUCCAUAACAAUGUGAGUCGAGAUCUAAACUGAACCCUUUCAUUUGACUGUAAAUGUUGUCUAUCAAAACCUAAUGCACUUUAAAUGAGGAUUUAUGUAUUUAUAGGUUUUGCAACGAGAGUGACUAAAAGAGUGAAAGGUGAAUCUAAAAAUGUUAAGGAUGUUUGUAAAAUUGCAGGACAGCAUCUUAACCAGCAUAGGUGUUUUGAAACCCUUUAAUUUGUUCUGUAGGGUAUUUAUGAUAUUCACUAAAAUAGUAAACAUCACAAAUGUGCUGCUUUGCCAGCAAAAUAAAUAGCUGAGAUUAAGGAAGAUCUUUAAGAAAAUAUAUUUUUACAAUGUGUUUAUACAGUUCUGUAAAAAAGAAAAAUAUGUCAGAGUGAUGUUUAUUUAUUAUGACUAGUUUGAGAAAUUCAGUUUUAUAUGAAUUGAAUAGAAUACCAUACAAAACAGUGGACCAAAAAUAGCUGUAAAGGUAAUUUAUGUAUGUUAUAAAGAUGCAAACAAACAUUUAAUUGCUAAAACGAAAUUGCCAAUAUAUAAUGUUGCAUAUAUCUGUAAAAUAACAAGACAUCUAAUAACCAGGGUUCUGAAUCAUUAUCACGUGUGGGAUUAUCAUGUAUAUUUUCAUCUGGGCUUCUAAUGUUGUUAGCAUCAUUUUUUUUUCUUUUGAAGAGGAAAUAGUUUGAUAUGAACAAGUGCACUGAAAUGUAUUUGUGUACAUUUCUGUAUUUUUUUAUUUUUAAUUUUUAAGGGCCUGGUUUUCAUUUUGGGCUUAUCAUAUGAGUGUAAUGCCAUAAAUGAAACUAAAGCACUUUGAUAUUAUGCAUGCAGGCAGCUCUGGGCUUAUGUUGCUCUGAUAUGAUUCAUGCAAAUGCUGGGAAAAGCUUUUAUUUCCUUUUAUUAAAUUUGAAUAUGUGUUGACUAUUCAUGGGCUGAUAAGGUGUAUUCUGUGACAUAAUUAUGACCAUUUUCUCAAGUGCUUUUUUAUUUUUUAUUUUAUUUUUACAGUUUUUAAAGAAUAUUUUUCAAAAUACAUUUCAACUCAGUCUUUAGGAUAAAUGAGACACUUCUAGGCUUAACAUUGAUAUAUGAAUCUAAUUAAAAUCUUCAUCUUGCCUCA